Mesorhabditis spiculigera is the source of this 711-nucleotide messenger RNA. NCBI's taxonomy places the organism in Eukaryota, Metazoa, Nematoda, Chromadorea, Rhabditida, Rhabditidae. The record is from the annotation of a GenBank genome assembly.
AUGAAUGAAGUGAUCCCAGACACAAAGAAGAUGCACGAUACUUGCAUCAUGAUCGAAGAAACGCAGGAUUCCGCCGUGCUCGACGACGUCGACCUCGCCCUGAUCAAUUGCCUGCAACUCGACCCGCGAGCGUCGUGGCGCACGAUUGGUGACGCGCUCAAAGUCGAUCCGGUUACCGUCGCGCGCCGCUGGCAGCGGCUACAGGACUCCGGCACCGCCUGGGUCUCCGCGAGGGCAACCGGCCACGGCCGCCCGGAAUCGUGUCUGGCUUUCGUGGAAGUCGACUGCGACUUGACUCUUCUCGUCGAGGUCAGAGACAUGGCUUUCCUGUCGCGUUUCCUGCUUCGCUCACUCGCGUCGGUGCCCGGGAUCGUCGGUUCGCGUGCGCACCUCGUCACCGAGGUCUUUGCGAUCGGAGACGACUGGAAAUUGCAGGUACUCGAUGCCACGCAGCGGGCGGUGAUGACAGACCGGCCUGUGCGCUACAAAUAUGCUCCGACGGAUCAGCGCCAUCACGGGAAGACUUUCGACGCGGUCGACCGCCAAUUGAUAUUGAAGCUGGGCGAGGACGGUCGAUCCUCGAUUGCCGAGCUCACGGUCGGUACCGGCCUGAGCGAAAGUACGGUCAGGCGGCGACUUGCCGAACUGACGUCGCGCAACCAAAUCGUGUUCCGCUGCGACGUGUCUCUACCGCUGUCCGGCUGGCCCUCG